Molecule: messenger RNA, 2607 nt
Organism: Priapulus caudatus
Lineage: Eukaryota; Metazoa; Priapulida; Priapulimorpha; Priapulimorphida; Priapulidae
Product: atrial natriuretic peptide receptor 1-like
Exons: 17
Coding region: 1-2607 (868 amino acids)
Biological process (GO): protein phosphorylation; intracellular signal transduction; receptor guanylyl cyclase signaling pathway
Molecular function (GO): peptide receptor activity; protein kinase activity; guanylate cyclase activity
Source: RefSeq, a predicted model, not a curated record
AUGCGACCGGCGUUCACGAUGCCCACACCUCGCCUCCUCUUCCUCCUGCUCCGCGUUAACUCGCUCGCAACGACGCUAGCGUUGCUAAGUCACAUCGGCGUCUCAGACUCUGCGAGGCAAGUACUGCGCGCCGGCGUGCUGCUGCACACGCAGACGGGAGCGCCGUACGACAUGGAGCGGGUCGGUCCGGCGAUAGACAUGGCCGUCGAGAAGGUGAACCGAGAACGGCUGAACGCCAGCUACACGCUAGAGGCGGUAAGCAUCGCUUACGGGAACGCCUGCAAGGCGGCGAACGCUCUCGGCAACGCGGCGAAACUCUACCACGACGACGCCGUCGUCGUCUUCCUCGGCCCCGCCUGCGCGCACGCGCUCGAGGCGACGGGAAAGCUGAUCGGCUUCUGGAAUCUUCCCGUUGUAACGGGCGUCGGCGAUCGGGGCAUCUUCAAGUUCAAGGACGACUAUCCGACCAUGACACGCCUGUCGUACUGCCAGUGUCGGCUGCGUAAGGUGUUCGGCAGCGUCUUCCGGCGCUUCGGCUGGACGCACGUCGCCGUGCUGCUGGAUUUCACCGACGUGUACGCGCACUCGGUGGGGAAGACGCUGGAGCAGGGGCUGCGCAUCGCUGGUAUGGACCCGUAUGUUAUAGAGUUCGACGACAGCGCGGCCAACUACACCGAGCUGUUGUGGAGAGCCAGCGAUAGAGCGAGAAGAGUAAAUAAUUGGGAAGUGAAUUACUUUGUCGGUGCAUUCCACGACGCCGUCAUACUGUACGGAAUGGCACUUAACGAGAGCUUGGAGGCUGGGCUAGACAUUCGAGAUGGCUUCAAUGUGACGCGACGCAUGUGGGACCGGAAAUUUCAAGGCAUUACAGGUGAAGUUUAUAUCGAUGACAACGGUGAUAGGGACACGGAUUUCUCUAUUCUGGAUCUCAAUCCGGAUACGGGAGAGUUUGAAGUUGUCGCUAACUACUACGGCUGGUCGCCGACUUACAACGAGGUACAGGAUGUCCGUUGGCCCGCCGGAAGACAAGGCCCUCCACCGGACAUCCCGUUUUGCGGUUUCACGAACGAUAACCCGGCGUGCGAUCCCGUCGAGGAGAUAUCUACCAGUAUCUAUGUCAGCCUUGGGACUGUUGCCUGCCUUGCUGUCGCCGCUAUAGUCACCUAUCUACUCUACAGACGGAAACAACUUCAGAUAGAGCUACUGAACAUGUCGUGGCGAAUUCAGUGGGAGGAAUUGAAGUUUCAACGAAGCAGAUUCGGAAUUGGCAGCUUGACAAGCAUCGGCAGGCUAUCCAAGAGCUCAUAUUCAUCCACAGUUUCGCAGCAGCAGGUGUUUGCCAACGUAGCAAAUUACAAGGACAUACUGGGGAACGACUGCAUUCACCUCGACGAACAGUUUUGCAUGUCGAUUGUCAACGACAUCGUCAACGCACCUGUUGCGGGCACGCAGAAGGGCGACAUCUACUCCUUCGCGAUUAUUCUGCAGGAAAUAGCUCUACGAUCCGGACCUUACGAGAGCGAGAGAAUGCACCUGUCAGUAACAGAUAUCUUAGAAAAAGUGGAAUCUGGAAAUACACCGCAAUUCCGCCCUCAUGUGCCCUACGACCCGGGCCGCAGUGACAUCAUCGACUUGAUGACGUCGUGUUGGCAUGACAAUCCCGACCAACGGCCGUCCUUCAGUCAGAUCCACCUGUCGCUUAGGAAACACCACAAAACACAGAAUAUCAUGGACUCUCUGCUCACCCGAAUGGAACUGUAUGCGAAGAAUCUAGAAGAUAUCGUUGACCAAAGAACGGGACAAUUGGUUGAGGAAAAAAAGAAGGUGGACAACUUGCUGAAUGAAAUUCUCCCACGGUCGGUAGCAGAACAGCUAAAGCAAGGCAAAUGUGUGCAGCCGGAGUCAUACGAAAGCGUGACGAUUUACUUCAGCGAUAUAGUCGGCUUCACAAGCAUAUGUGCUGACAGCAAACCCUUACAGUUGCGUGAUCUGCAGCAUCCUAACCUUGCUCGCUUCAUCGGAAUCUGCAUUGACGUGCCGAACAUAGUCGUUGCGAUGGAGUACGGAGCGAAAGGCAGCUUACAGGUGCGACACCGGCCUGACGAGAAGCUCUUGCUACGUAUCGGCAUUCACACGGGCCCGUGCGUCGCCGGAGUCGUCGGCAUGAAGAUGCCGCGCUACUGUCUGUUCGGCGACACGGUGAACACCGCCUCGAGAAUGGAAUCGACCGGUGCAGCUCUGAUGAUUCAUAUUAGCGCAGCAACGGCCGAGCUUCUGGGUGCAUUUGAGUUCGACGUGCAACUACGGGGAGAGGUUAACAUCAAGGUAUGUUUACAUCGUAUAACAAACAUAUUUUAUUAUUAUAUACAACAUGUAGGCCUAAUGAAUCUGUACGGAUUUUCAGUACGGCGGAUGAGCAUACGAAUUGGCAUGCUGUACAUCCACUCGUCGUGCCUGAGGAGUUACGGAGCUCUGCGAUCGUCCAAGUGCAUCUGUGACAGUCGCUUUGUCGUCAAGAUCACCGGCUUCGGGGUGAACGAACUACGAGAGGAGGACCCGGGGGUGGCCACGUGCCAGACGCAGCACAUGAGUACGUACGAUGUCUAA